Molecule: messenger RNA, 1832 nt
Organism: Propithecus coquereli (Coquerel's sifaka)
Lineage: Eukaryota; Metazoa; Chordata; Mammalia; Primates; Indriidae
Gene: IFFO2
Product: intermediate filament family orphan 2
Exons: 9
Coding region: 1-1551 (516 amino acids)
Source: RefSeq, a predicted model, not a curated record
AUGGUGAACUCGCUGCUGUUCGGGGAGAUGGCCUUGGCCUUCGGCUGCCCGCCGGGCGGCGGCGGGGGCUGCCCCGGCGGAGGCGGCGGCGGCGGCGGUGCCGGGCCAGGGCCGUCGCCGGUGACGGCGGCGCUGCGGGACGACCUGGGCUCCAACAUCCACCUCCUGAAGGGGCUCAACGUGCGCUUCCGCUGCUUCCUGGCCAAGGUGCACGAGCUGGAGCGGCGCAACCGGCUGCUGGAGAAGCAGCUGGAGCAGCAGCAGAGCGAGCGCGAGCGGCGGCUGCGCUACAAGACCUUCUCCCGCGAGCAGGCCGUGCAGACCGGGCCUGAGCUGCUGCGGCCGCCCGCGCCCGGCACCGGGCACUGCAGCGGCGGCGGCGCGGCGGCCGGCGUGAACGCCAACGCCGUGGCCCUGGGCGGCCUGCCCCCCGGCGGCGGCCCGCACCUGCAGCACUACGGCCGCCUGCCCGGGACCAUCUGGAGCUACACGCAGGUGCGGCGCACCGGCGGCGGCGGCGUGGAGACCGUGCAGGGCCCCGGCGUGUCGUGGGUGCACCCCGACGGCGUGGGCGUGCAGAUCGACACCAUCACGCCCGAGAUCCGCGCGCUCUACAACGUGCUGGCCAAGGUGAAGCGCGAGCGCGACGAGUACAAGCGGAGAUGGGAGGAGGAGCUGGCCAAGCGCAUGAACCUUCAGACCAUGGUGGACACGCUGCAGGAGGCGGCGCAGGAGGCUGACGCCAUCCAGGAGGAAAUGAACGAGAAGAUCGAGCGGCUUAAGGCCGAGCUGGUGGUGUUUAAGGGGCUCAUGAGUGACCCCAUGACAGACCUGGACACAAAGAUUCAAGAAAAGGCCAUGAAGGUGGACAUGGACAUCUGCCGCCGAAUCGAUAUCACAGCCAAGCUGUGCGAUGUCGCACAGCAGCGGAACUCGGAAGACGUGUCCAAGAUCUUCCAGGUGGUCCCCAAAAAGAAAGAGCGCAAGGUGGCUUCAGAUGAUGACAUCUCCGAGCAGGACGGAGAGGCGAACCGGUUCUCGGAUGAUGAGGUGGGCUCCAUGAACAUCACAGACGAGAUGAAACGCAUGUUCAACCAGCUGCGGGAGACCUUUGACUUUGACGACGACUGUGACAGCCUGACGUGGGAAGAGAACGAGGACACGCUGCUGCUCUGGGAGGAUUUUACCAACUGCAACCCAACCAUCGACCUGCAGGGCGAGCAAGAGGAAAACUUGGGAAACUUGAUCCAUGAGACCGAAUCCUUCUUCAAGACGAGAGACAAGGAGUACCAGGAAACGAUAGGUCAGAUCGAGCUGGAGCUGGCCACAGCCAAGAGCGACAUGAACCGCCACCUGCACGAGUACAUGGAGAUGUGCAGCAUGAAGCGCGGCCUGGACGUGCAGAUGGAGACCUGCCGCCGGCUCAUCAAAGGUUCCGCAGACAGGGACUCACCGUCCCCCAGCUCCGUGGCCAGCAGCGACUCAGGAAGCACAGACGAGAUCCAGGAUGAGUUCGAGCGGGAGGCAGACGUGGAGCCCAUGGUCAGCUGAUGACCGAGGCCACGCGCGCCUGGUGGUCUUGGUGAUGGGGCCCCUGCCCCUCUCCCCACGGGGCCAGGAGGGCUCCUCGGAGCGGGGCUCCAGUCCUCCCCACACAGACUUCCUACACCCUCCCUUCUCUGGAGGCCCCGAGGGACCGACUGCUGCUUCCUUCCUUCCUUCCACCGCCCACCACCAACCGACCCUUCUCCACCCACCCACCCACCCACCCAGGAAUGGUGCUGUCAAUUUCUAUUGUUCUCCACAUCACAAAUGCAGACUUCUGUCCGGAC